AUGUCUCCAGAUCGAGUAGCUGAAGAACUAGAUCGAGGUAUCAACAAUGGAGAAAUUGAUUGUUCCUUCAAUUUGCCUUCUAAUACAGUCUCAUCAUCUCAAGGUAUUGACUAUAACCAUCAUCUGUUUCUUACUCCUACUGAUGUGAGUGGUGUUAGCCUUAUUUCUUUUCAAUUGCUUGGCAUUGAGAAUUACACAUUGUGGAGUCGAUCUAUUACACUAGCUCUAUUGGGAAGAAAUAAGAUAGGAUUGGUGGACGGGUCCUGCAGGAAGGAAGUUUAUGUAUCUAAGAGUCUCCUUAGUGGUGUUGCUUUUGCUUCGAGUGCUUUGCAAGUUUGGAAUGACUUGAAAAAGAGAUUUGAUAGAGUAGAUGGCUCUAGAACAUAUAGUCUUCACAAAGACAUUGCAACAUUGCAACAAUGUACUAAUUCAGUUUCUGAGUAUUAUACAAGACUUAAAACUUUAUGGGAUGAGUCUGAACUUUUAGUGCCUGCACCUUGUUGCAAUUGUGAUAAAUCAAAAGGAUUUGUAGCUCACAUGAAUAGGCAGAAACUGUAUCAGUUUUUGAUGGAGUUAAAUGAGUCCUAUCAACAGGCCAGAAGUCAUAGCAAGAAGUAUUGCUACAAGAUUAUAGGGUAUCCACCUGACUUCAAGUCAAAAAGAAAGCCACAAGGUAUUGCAUCAGAUGGCAAUCCUGAUCAGGUUCACUUCUCCUAUGGUAUGAAUACUAAUGUGCAGGUACUAGGAUGGGGGAGAAAACCUGAUAGCCCUCAGAGUGAUCAUGGUGUACCAGGUCCUUCCAGUUCUUCUAAGUUGGUGAGUCAAGCUGAACUGGAGCACAAGACAGACAUUGCCUCAUUAGAUUGUAAUGCUACACCUGCUGCUGCUCAUACUGCAGGUAAAUCAUUACAUGUUCUUGGUAUUAACAGAGUGUGGAUUGUAGAUACUGGUGCUACCAAUCAUAUGGUAUCUGAUUUAGAUAUGUUUAUCAAAGGCACUGUUUCAAAAUUAGAGGUUCCUAAGGUGGUGUACUUACCUAAUGGAGAUAGUACUCAAGUGACACAUGAGGCUCAUCUUUACAGUGGAAAGGUAAAGCAAAUUGGUGAAGAAACAGGUUGUCUGUAUACUCAAAAGCAUGUCAGUAAUCAAAGGGAUAUAGCUUUAAAUGUGUCUCAAGUUUCUACAGAUAUGGAGUUGUGGCAUCAAAGGCUAGGACAUGUCUCUUCUGGUGUACUUGUUAGAAUAGGUGUUAUGUUUCGGGAGGACAUGUUUCCUUUUUCAUAUGACAAAAACUCUGGAAGACACCAGUUAUUCACAGAUAUAUUACAAGGAGGUUCAGAUGUAAAUUUUCAAAAGUUGUCUCAGCCAGCUUAUGUAUCCUAUAAUCCUGAGCAUGAAGGUCAUGUUCUUGGCCUUGCAAGUCAGGAGCUUGAACAACUUGGAGAUUAA
This is a messenger RNA of Solanum stenotomum, 1449 nucleotides long. RefSeq lists its product as uncharacterized. The transcript is spliced from 6 exons. The coding region runs from base 1 to 1449 and encodes 482 amino acids. The record is from RefSeq and is a predicted model, not a curated record. NCBI's taxonomy places the organism in Eukaryota, Viridiplantae, Streptophyta, Magnoliopsida, Solanales, Solanaceae.